GAAGAGAAGAAAGGAUCAGAUUUGACUCAUCAAAGAGGAAAACCAAACUUGGAGGAACCAGAGAUGUCCAAACCAGCAAGAAGACACCUCUGCUCUCAGAUUGGAAAGAGUUUUGCCAAGUUAGGAAGCCUGAAAAGACACGAGAGAAAUCUCACAGGGGAGAAGCCUUACCACUGCUCCCAGUGUGGAAAGAGUUUUAUCCAGUUAGCAAGCCUGAAAGCUCAUGACCGAAUACACACAGGGGAGAAGCCUUACCACUGCUCCCAUUGUGGAAAGUGUUUUAGGCAGCAAGGAAGCCUGAAAGUUCAUGACCGAAUACACACAGGUGAGAAGCCUUACAACUGCUCCCAUUGUGGAAAGAGUUUUAACAGAUUAGGAGGCCUAAUAGCUCAUGAGCGAAUACACACGGGGGAGAAGCCAUACCGUUGCGCCCAGUGUGGAAAGAGUUUUGGCUCAUUGGGAAACCUGCAAUCUCAUGCACGAUUACACACAGGGGAGAAGCCAUACCAUUGCCCCCAGUGUGGAAAGAGUUUUCGCAUGUUAGGAAACCUGCAAUCUCAUGUGCGAAUACACACUGGGGAGAAGCCAUACCAUUGCGCCCAGUGUGGAAAGAGUUUUAGCAUGUUAGGAAACAUGAAAGCUCAUGAGCAAAUACACACAGGGGAUAAGCCUUACCACUGCUCCCAGUGUGGAACUAGGUUUACCAGGUUAGGAAGCCUGAAAAGACAUGUGGACACACACCUUUCCAUUGCGCCCUGUGUGGAACGAGUUUUAACCAUUUAGGAAACCUAAAUAGAAAUGAGAGAAUACACACAGGGGAGAAGCCUUUCUAUUGUGCCUAGUGUGGAAAGAGUUUUUGCUCGUUAGGAAACAUGUUCUAAAUACACCCCUGGGAGAAAUGAUCUAAAUACACCCCUGGGAGAAACAAAUGUCACUUAAAAGGGAUGUGAGAAUCCACAGAAAAAUAACUUCUCCUGCUGUGUAAACUGAUAUUUCACAUCACAUUGACUUUAAAUUCAUCAGAGAACUUACACGGUGUUCCCAUUGUCUUAUAUUGUUGACUGAGAAUGUGUUUACUUGUUUAUACCAUAUCAAAUUGAAUUGUACAAAGUAUACUCAAACAUAUAUUUGAAUGUGUGUAUUAGAAAACAUGAAGUGAAUUUUGGAGUAUUUCAGUUUGAAUAUAGAGUAGAUUAGAUUCCAUGUGUUUAAA
Molecule: messenger RNA, 1213 nt
Organism: Salvelinus namaycush (lake trout)
Lineage: Eukaryota; Metazoa; Chordata; Actinopteri; Salmoniformes; Salmonidae
Product: zinc finger protein 239-like
Exons: 2
Coding region: 64-783 (239 amino acids)
Biological process (GO): regulation of transcription by RNA polymerase II
Cellular component (GO): nucleus
Molecular function (GO): RNA polymerase II cis-regulatory region sequence-specific DNA binding; DNA-binding transcription factor activity, RNA polymerase II-specific
Source: RefSeq, a predicted model, not a curated record